Aureobasidium namibiae CBS 147.97 is the source of this 981-nucleotide messenger RNA. Its product is annotated as aldehyde reductase-like protein. The record is from RefSeq and is a predicted model, not a curated record. Gene Ontology annotation, cellular component: cytosol. Gene Ontology annotation, molecular function: aldose reductase (NADPH) activity. The transcript is spliced from 2 exons. Lineage: Eukaryota; Fungi; Ascomycota; Dothideomycetes; Dothideales; Saccotheciaceae. Bases 1 to 981 code for a protein of 326 amino acids.
AUGUCUCUCGGACGCACUGUCAAGCUCAACACCGGCGCCUCUAUCCCUCAAUUGGGAUUCGGCACAUGGCAGGCUGAGCCCGGCCAAGUCGAGGCCGCCGUCUACGAGGCCCUCAAGGCCGGCUACAAGCACAUCGAUCUGGCCAAGGUCUACGGCAACCAGAAGGAGAUUGCCAACGCCUUCAAGAGAGCUUUCAGCGAGGGCAUCAAGCGUGAGGACAUCUUCAUCACCUCCAAGCUCUGGAACUCGCAGCACAGACCCAACGACGUCGCCCCCGCCCUUGACGACUGCCUUGCUGAGCUCGGCCUCGACUACCUCGACCUGUACCUCGUCCACUUCCCCGUCGCUUUCGACGAGUCGGGCGAUGUCCACCAGAACCUGUUCCCUCUCAGCGACAACGGCGACGUCAAGAUGCUCGACAGCGUCUCAAUCGUUGACACCUGGACUGCCAUGACCAAGCUCGACAAGAAGAAGGCCCGCGCCGUCGGUGUCUCCAACCACACCCAGGAGCACCUUCAGGCCCUGAUUGACGCCACCGGUGUCACCCCCGCCGCCAACCAGAUCGAGCGCCACCCCCGCCUCCUCCAGACCGACUUCAUCAAGUGGUGCGGCGAGAAGGGCAUCCACAUCACCGAGUACUCGACCUUCGGCAACAACAUGGUCGGCGAGCCCCUCCUCAUCCAGCACAAGACCGUCAAGGAGAUUGCCGACCGUCUCAACGCCUCCCCCGCACAAGUCAUCCUCGCCUGGGCACAGGUCGGCGGCCACUCGGUCAUCCCCAAGUCCGUCACUGCUUCGCGCAUCCGUGACAACUUCAAGGAGAUUGAGCUGCCCAAGGAGGACUUUGAGAAGAUUGAAAAGAUUGGUGCCGAGGAGCGUCGUCGUUACAACAUCCCCUACACUGCCAACAAGCCCCGCUGGCCCGUCAACAUCUUCGGCGAGCCCGAGGAGAAGGAUGCUCCCCACAAGGUCGUCGUUUGA